GGCUCUUCUCCUCUGCCACUUCGUCUUCUUCCCGUGAAACAAUUUCGACUGAGUUCUAAUCCAUCCAUCAGUACUCUACAAUCAAUUUUUUUUUAUGGUUUCGUUACAUCUCCUUCUUUUCCUCCUCACACAGACAAUAUCAAAGCUUGAGUUUGAUUUUGAGAGAAAGAAGUUGAACAAAGAUGAUGUCAGAGAAUUAAUCUACCGAGAGAUAUUGGAGUAUCAUCCUCAGAUGCUGGAGGAAUACAAGCGCGAUGGUGAUCAGCUUAGCUUCAUGUACCCUAGUGGGGUUGAUCGAUUCAAGAGGCAGUUUGCUCACCUUGAAGAGAAUCAAGGUAAACCAGGGGCAGGAGCAGGAGGAGGAAGAAGUACUGCAAUGCAUAGACACCAUGCUUCCUUGCCAAGAGAGAGAGUUCCUGCUCAGAGUGGUGAGACUGCAGAAGAAAGCAGUGAUGUUGAGAGAAGAGCAGCAGCUGCUGUGGCUUCAACUUUGGAAUCUGAGGAACCAGACAAUGGAGGAGGUUACAGUGCUCGUAGCCUCAUGAAGAGUUCGAGCAUCAGCGGUUCUAAAUGCAUUGGUGUCCAAUCUAAAACCGACAAAGAGGACACCAUAGCUGAGGAAGGAGAUGGUGAAUCAGUGGCGGAGCUUACUGAUAGAGUUGCUUCUCUUCGUAAUUCUUAAAACGUUUUUGUUUUAUUUGGCGUUUGGUGAAAGUUUUCUGGUGAAAAAAUUGGUUUCUAUAUUUUAUUUUCCCUUCUUCCACAUUAUCUUCGUGGUUGGGUUUGAUUUGUUGUAUUUAAUAGUUUGGAGGUGAGAAUGAGAACUUUUAAUAAGAACACUAUCUCCAUGUAAUUUCUUUUAUCCUUUUCUAUAAAUUGUUCUUUCAAGCU
Messenger RNA from Brassica oleracea var. oleracea, 891 nucleotides. RefSeq names its product mitogen-activated protein kinase 8-like. The transcript is spliced from 5 exons. The record is from RefSeq and is a predicted model, not a curated record. NCBI's taxonomy places the organism in Eukaryota, Viridiplantae, Streptophyta, Magnoliopsida, Brassicales, Brassicaceae. Bases 95 to 682 code for a protein of 195 amino acids.